AUGCCGUACAUAACCACGAGCCAGGAGUGGCUCGCCCAGUCCGCUCUCCUCAUCGAAGCCCGCCCAACAACCGCCCGCGUCACCACAAAAUACAACAUCAAGCCCGCGAAAGCACGCGCAGCCAAGAAAGCGAACAAGGAUGGCGACGACGACACGACCAUGACAGACGCCGCCGCGGCAGCGGCGAAACCCCCCCGCGCGUCCCUGAUAAUCAAGACCUUCGACCCCCACUCGGGCGUGUGCCUCAAGUACAAGACGACCAAGGCCGCCGAGGUGUCGCGGCUCGUGCAGCUGCUGGGCUCCCUGGGGAGGAAGAUGGCAGCCCUGCCCGACGCGCCGGCGCCGGCCAUCGCCGUGGAGGACGAGGCUGCCGCCGCCGGGGUCGCGACGCCGCCGGUCGGUGGCUCGGCAGGAGCAGGAGCAGGGCAACCCGCGCAGCAGGCGCCGUCCGGGGCGGGCGGCGGCGGGAAGGGCAAGAAGAAGAAGGGCAAGCGGUGA
This is a messenger RNA of Diaporthe amygdali, 498 nucleotides long. RefSeq names its product signal recognition particle srp9 subunit. Lineage: Eukaryota; Fungi; Ascomycota; Sordariomycetes; Diaporthales; Diaporthaceae. Gene Ontology annotation, molecular function: 7S RNA binding. Gene Ontology annotation, biological process: SRP-dependent cotranslational protein targeting to membrane. Gene Ontology annotation, cellular component: signal recognition particle, endoplasmic reticulum targeting. The transcript is spliced from 2 exons. Bases 1 to 498 code for a protein of 165 amino acids. The record is from RefSeq and is a predicted model, not a curated record.